Molecule: messenger RNA, 882 nt
Organism: Arvicola amphibius (Eurasian water vole)
Lineage: Eukaryota; Metazoa; Chordata; Mammalia; Rodentia; Cricetidae
Product: ret finger protein-like 4A
Exons: 3
Molecular function (GO): protein binding
Source: RefSeq, a predicted model, not a curated record
AUGGCUCCUUUCUUUAAGGAGACAAGUACCUGUUAUUUCUGCAUGUGAUAUUUGGAAAGUUCUGUGUACUUGAAAUGCUGAUAUAUCUGCUGCCUCCGAUGCAUUGACUCACUAGAGGAAAGUCCCAAGGAGGAUGAUAUACUGUGCCCCCACUGCUUUGUUGUCUCUUUGAAGGAAGGCAUCCUACUGGCUACGCUGUUAAACCAUUUGGUUACCAAGGUUAAAAGACUAGUACCGCGACUGAAUCAUAUUCUUGAAAUGGAUCCAAGGAUGAAGAUAUUUCAAGUGAACAUGACCUUGGAUAUGGACACAGACACAGCCCACAACCACCUCUUCACCUCUGAUGACCUUAGGAGUGUCUACUUUACCCCCCAAAAAAAGAAACAGGACCAGAAAUUAUAUGCAGAUUGAUUCCACAUCUCUACCUGUGUCCUCACUCACUGACCGGAAGUGUCUGGUCACCAUUACUGCAAGGUAGUGGUGGGAACCAGCAAAGAAUGGGAUAUAGGCAUUUGCAAAGAGUUCGUUAAUCAAUGGCCUAUUAACCUGUCAGAAGAACAUGAAUUCUGGACUACGGAUGAGAGAAGUGGAGAGGUCUAUGCCAGCAGCACUAAACCCUUGACCAUGCUCAUUGUGAACCCUCGGCCACACAGAAUGGGGGUCUUCCUGGACCUCCUAAUGAAAAACAUUUCCUUUUGGAACCUUAGCUAUGGUUCCUCCAUCUGUACAUUCUUUAACAUUUCAGACACGGAUCCAUUUUGCCCAUUAUUUGCUCCAGCAAAUUCAUAUCCAGAUGAUCAAGAAGUCCUCACUCUCUGUCCUGUGACAAAUCCAGGCAUUUUUAGGCUUCCAGUUAACUCCAAACAAGAAAAUGAUCCUUGA